Neogale vison (American mink) is the source of this 3734-nucleotide messenger RNA. It is a transcript of the gene SCML2, whose product is annotated as Scm polycomb group protein like 2. Gene Ontology annotation, cellular component: nucleus. Lineage: Eukaryota; Metazoa; Chordata; Mammalia; Carnivora; Mustelidae. The record is from RefSeq and is a predicted model, not a curated record. Gene Ontology annotation, molecular function: protein binding. Gene Ontology annotation, biological process: regulation of DNA-templated transcription. The coding region runs from base 72 to 2132 and encodes 686 amino acids. The transcript is spliced from 14 exons.
UGAAGACCGGUACCGGCUCGCGGGACCAGUGUGACAAUUUGGCUCUUUUCGCUGGCGAGACCCGAGAUUCAAUGGAUGUCAAGAAGGAAAAUCAAGAGAAACCUCCUCACUCAGGUACUUCUGUGCAAAAUGAUGAUUUCCACUGGGAAAAUUACUUGAAAGAGACUGGAUCUUUGAGUGCCCCUUCGGAAUGUUUCAGACAGUCCAAGGUUCCACCAGCUAAUGACUUCAAAGUUGGUAUGAAAUUGGAAGCCCAUGACCCUCGCAAUAUGACUUCAAUAUGUAUAGCCACGGUCGUUGGAAUUACUGGUGCCAGGCUACGUUUAAGAUUGGACGGUAGUGACAACAGAAAUGAUUUUUGGAGACUUGUCGAUUCUCCAGACAUACAGCCUAUUGGGACAUGUGAAAAGGAAGGGGACUUACUUCAGCCUCCACUGGGGUAUCAGAUGAAUGCAUCAUCUUGGCCAAUGUUCCUCUUACGAACACUGAAUGGAUCUGAAAUGGCACCUGCAACAAUCUUUAAGAAGGAACCACCAAAGCCACCUCUAAAUAAUUUUAAAGUGGGAAUGAAACUGGAAGCUAUAGACAAAAAGAAUCCUUAUCUGAUCUGCCCUGCAACUAUUGGAGAUGUUAGAGGAGACGAAGUUUAUAUCACAUUUGAUGGCUGGAGUGGAGCUUUUGAUUAUUGGUGCAAGUACGAUUGUCGAGAUAUUUUCCCAGUUGGGUGGUGUCGCCUGACAGGAGAUGUAUUACAACCACCAGGAACUCAUGUGCCCGUUACAAAGAAUAUAGCAAAAACACAGUCUUCUCUUUCCAAAGCAACCCAGCAUUCAAUGCAGUCUCCACAGAAAACUGCUGUCAUACUACCAACACAGCAGAUCAGGAAAUCAGGUCGCAUUAAACCACCUGGGCAGACUUCAGUCCCUAAGAAGGGAAGUGCUGUUAAAAAUAUCACACCAAGGAAAAAAGGCCCAAAAAAGGAAAAAUAUUUUCCUGUUUUGUGUUCUACGUCUUCAGCUUCUAUAAAAUCCCUGGCAAGAGACCGUCGUGUUUCAUAUGAUAAGGAUGCCACUCCUGGUACAUCUAAAAUAGUGAUGUCAACAGUCUGUGUCUAUGUAAACAAACAUGGAAACUCUGGUCCUCACCUGGAUCAGAAGAAAAUCCAGCAGCUUCCUGACCACUUUGGCCCGGGCCCCGUGAAUGUGGUGCUCCGGCGGACCGUGCAGGCUUGUGUCGAUUGUGCCAUUGAAAGUAAGACUGUUUUUGGAUUUCUUAAGCCAGAUCAUCGUGGAGGAGAAGUGAUAACUGCUUCCUUUGAUGGGGAAACCCACUCGAUCCAGCUCCCUCCGGUGAAUAGUGCAUCAUUUGCUCUGCGUUUUCUUGAGACUUUAUGCCACAGCUUACAGUGUGAUAACCUUUUGAGCAGCCAGCCUUUUAGCUCUUACAGAGGUAAUACUUCUAGUCCUGCAGAGCAUGAUAAAAAAUCAGUUAAAGAAGACAUGACACAAAAAAGCCCCAAACGGCCUUCUCAGGAACCUCCACCUUAUGUUGUUCCUGUGUCACCUAAACUCCCCAAAACAAAGGUGUAUGCCUCUAAAGAAGAACAACUGUCUUGUGAGGGAAGUGGCAUGCCCAAAGAGGAAAAGCUUCCUGAAGAUUCUGAAAACUCACCACCAAAUCCAGCAAAUUCUUUAAGCCCUACCAGCAGAAAUCCUGUAAGCACUCACGCUGCAGUCUCCCGGAGUUUUUCUCCGAGUGCUCCAAGCACCUCAAGUUCAGCACUAGUGGGGACCAAAUCUACCAAGAGCAGUCACCAUGAAGUUAAAUUCCAAAUGCAGAGGAAAAGUGAAGCUCCAAGUUAUAUAGCUGUACCUGACCCCAGUGUCCUGAAACAAGGCUUCUCUAAGGACCCUUCAACCUGGUCUGUGGAUGAAGUGAUACAGUUUAUGAAACAUAAAGAUCCUCAGAUAUCAGGCCCCCUCGCCGACCUCUUCAGGCAACAUGAAAUUGAUGGGAAGGCUCUGCUACUACUCAAAAGUGAUGUGAUGAUGAAGUACAUGGGGCUGAAGCUGGGGCCAGCAUUAAAGUUGUGUUACUACAUUGAAAAACUUAAAGAAGGAAAAUACAAUUGAAAAAAAUGUGUAAGUUUAGAUUGGACAGAAUUCUUUAUUGUCCUGGUAACUUUUAAUUUAAAAAAUAUUUUAACUCUCUUAGAAGCUUUCGUUUGGUAGACAGUUCCUCUCAAAUCUGUGAUACCCAGAAUUGCAGAACAACAUUAAAAACCAUUUACAUGUUAGUAUUAGCAUAUUCAAAUUGGGAGAUCUUUAUGUCUUUCCAUCAUUUUAUUAUACACUUUACAAAUGUAUUUUCAUGCUGGAAACAGAGAAACACCUUUGAUUUCAGUUAAUGUUUAUAUAUAGAACCAAAACAGCUAAAUCCCAAAGGGAGAAGUAUCAGGGACUGACAAGUUCUCUAAUGAAAUCUGUGAGAAGUUUUCCUUAGAAGAAAAUUUAAAGAUGCAACUGUAGAUACGAUCUCUUUCUCCAAAUAUUUUGUGUCUGUUACUGCAAGUUCUGUUUCUGUUCUGCCAGUUUCUAGAAAGGGAAAGCCAUAUAAAUUAUUAUCCUUUUGUUAUUAUUUCUCUGUAUGUUAUAUUUGUUCAUAUUUAAAGAAAAAAAGCAAGCUUAUAAACUUUCAUAAAGUGUUCUUAAUCAGUUUUUAAUAACUUUUGAACAAUUGUACGAUAAAUAGAAUGGUUGUUUAUGCAGGAGAUAUUAUACUACAAGGAUGGUUUGGAUAGAGUCCGAUUAAAUUUUUUCAAUAAUAUACCUAUUAUUUUAAAACAUUACAUAUUUUCGCUAAGUGUAAACAUUUAUCUGGGCAGUCAUUUCUCACAUCUCUAUAUGAAGACACCUGUGCCCAAAUUUUUUAAAGAUAAAUAUUUUAUUGUCUGUGCUUAUUCCUCAUAUGGAUACUAUACCCUAUUUAUAUAUUAUUCUAUACCUGUAGGUAUAUAAACAAGUAAAUCUGUUCUUUUUGAAUUUAAUAUGGCACUUUGUACUGCCACAGAGGUAAUGGUGAACUAUUUAUAUAGUUAGAGGUCUUUAUUCUGUAAAAAAAUAUGUGCAUCAUUUGCUAUUACUAUUACCUCUCAGCUUUGUCUUCAGGGGAUAAGAAACAAUCCGUAGGUUGGUUUCCAUACAGGGAAGCUCUCUGUCCUAUGCAAUGUUUCUACUUACUUUGCUUAGCUCUGAGCCAUUUAUUCUGCUAAAUUUUGGAAGAUGCAUUAAAUCUGACUUAACAUUUGGGGCUUUAUUUUUAAAGUUAGAACUUUCAAGGGGAAAUGGUGCUAUAUGUUUAUAGUAAUUGCUUUGUCUAAGAUUGGUAAUGUUGAUAAGCUAUGAGAAUCUGUGCUAAAAGUCUUAGCCAUUUGUUGUAAAUGCCAAUAAAAUAUACACCAGGGGCAUGAAUGUACAUUUUCUUUUUCAGAAAACCAAAUGUACUUUAUAUAAGAAUGCAACUAUUUAAAGGAUGGUUUUAUCUAUGUUAUUCCUUUUGUGUUAGGAGACAAAAUCGUAAUUUAAACCUAAUCUUUUUUCAAAUUGUUUGUGUAAAGAUGCUGUGCCCAGUUGAACAGUCCUCAGGUGUUUGUAUGAAUACUAUGUUUUACAGUUUUCAGAUUUUAAAAUAUAAUAAAGUUUUAAAACCGUAAUAAUGUCAACGCCUCAGAUUUG